This is a messenger RNA of Zophobas morio, 589 nucleotides long. Its product is annotated as PHD finger-like domain-containing protein 5A. Gene Ontology annotation, cellular component: U12-type spliceosomal complex; precatalytic spliceosome; U2 snRNP. The record is from RefSeq and is a predicted model, not a curated record. NCBI's taxonomy places the organism in Eukaryota, Metazoa, Arthropoda, Insecta, Coleoptera, Tenebrionidae. Gene Ontology annotation, biological process: mRNA splicing, via spliceosome. The transcript is spliced from 5 exons. The coding region runs from base 223 to 555 and encodes 110 amino acids.
CUUGGUGCUGUAGCGUUUCGGAAGUUCAUAUUUCUUGCGGUUCAAGCCGUUGACAUUCCACUGCAAAAAAGCGCAGGUGUUGCAAUGUGGAAAGUUAAUGGGGCUGCAUACCUUAUAGCGUUCAACUAAAAACUUCAAUAGUGCUGUGCGUGAGUGCGCCUUCCUACCUUCACUAUUACCACUUUUAUACCAUUUAGCUCAUUGUGUAAGAUAUACUUUUAAAUGGCAAAGCAUCAUCCAGAUUUAAUAAUGUGCAGAAAGCAGCCAGGAGUUGCGAUCGGUCGACUUUGUGAAAAGUGCGACGGAAAAUGUGUUAUAUGUGAUUCCUACGUUAGGCCUUGCACUUUAGUUAGAAUUUGUGACGAGUGCAAUUACGGUUCCUAUCAAGGAAGGUGCGUUAUAUGUGGAGGCCCUGGGAUUUCUGAUGCCUAUUAUUGUAAGGAAUGUACUAUUCAAGAGAAAGAUAGGGACGGUUGUCCAAAAAUUGUGAACCUUGGAAGUUCGAAAACCGACUUAUUUUAUGAGAGGAAGAAAUAUGGUUUUAAGAAAAGGUGACUGGAGAGGAUGCACUUUAGUUUAAUAAGUUCUU